Messenger RNA from Manihot esculenta (cassava), 5130 nucleotides. RefSeq lists its product as uncharacterized. Gene Ontology annotation, molecular function: DNA binding. NCBI's taxonomy places the organism in Eukaryota, Viridiplantae, Streptophyta, Magnoliopsida, Malpighiales, Euphorbiaceae. The transcript has 6 exons. The coding region runs from base 526 to 5115 and encodes 1529 amino acids. The record is from RefSeq and is a predicted model, not a curated record.
GUCGACAAACAAAAUCCAAAAAAAAAAAAAAAAAAGAAAAAAAAGAAAGAGCGUCUCCAAACACAGCACAGUGCUGUACACACUUAUUUUCCUCUCCGCUUCCAACGUCGCCUCAUGCUUUUCCACAUUUAUCCCCCGUUGCCCUCCUCUGUUUCCUCUCUGCCUCUCUCGUAAUUUUACUCGAUUUCGGUUUCAAUAUCUCAAACCUCAUAUCAAGUCGCUGUUGUUCUCUCAUCUCCGGCGACACUAUCCGUCCGGCUAAGGUUUUUACUGCUUUUGCUCUUCGUCCUCUUACCUCUCGCUUAUUUGUCCUAGUUUGGGUUUAUCGAGUAUUGAAUUACUUGUUCAAAUUUUCCAAUCAGGGUUCAGUAUCAGAUUUCGUCUUCAGAUUUUUGAAAUUAGGGUUUUUAUUUAUACUUUAGUUCCUACUUUUUCUUGCUGCUUCGGCGUUAGGGUUUCAAUCUCGAUUCGAGUGUUUAAUACUGCCUUCAGAUUUGAAAUUAGGAUUUUGAGUAUUUGUGAGUGAUGCCGCGAAGUUCACGCCAUAAAUCGAGCAAACAUAUUUCGAGAGAUGCAAGGGAUUACUCAGAUUCUGAGAAGGACUCAAGCUCCAAGGACCGAAAGAGCAAAGAGGAGAGUGCUGUGAGGCAUUCUAAAGAGUCUGGUUCUGGUGAAAAGCGAAAGCUCGAGUCUAAAGACAAUAAAGACUCGUUUGGCUCUGGAAAUGGGGAGUACUUAGAGGAAUAUUCGUCAUCAAAACGGGUUAAGGAGAGACUUGAGGACAGCGUGAAUGAUAGGUGGAAUGGCGGGGAUGAUGAUAGAGGGGAGGGGACAAAGAAGUUGAAGGAGAAGCCGGGUGAAUCCAGGAGUAAGAGAAGAGAUGAGAGUGCUGGAGCGUAUGGUGAGAUUGAGGAGGUGGUGAAAAAGAGCAGUGGAAAGAGUGAUGGAAAGCAUAGGGAAUCAAGUAGUCGAAAGGAGGGAAGAGAAGGUGGAACUGAGAGGGAGAGAGACAGAGAGAGGGAAAGGGAAAAGGAGAGGGAGAGGAAGAGUAAGGAGGGGAAGAGUGACAAAUUGGUUGAUGUUGAAGAUCUGCGUUCAGUGAAGCAAGUAUCUGAAAAAACCGAGUUGAAUGCACAUGAUCUGCUGCAAAAUUCUGAAAUGGACAGCCUGCCCGAUCUACGGAUAAGGAGAAAACGAGAUGGUUUUAGUGACGGGGAUAAGCAUCAGGAUGAUAUUGGAGACACCAAAGACAGACGAUUGUCCUCAAGGGAGGAUGUUGCCAAGGAUGGAAGGCCAAAGGAUGAGAAGCAUAAGGAUGAGAGAUAUAGAGACAAGUACUGUGAAGAUUUGGACAGGGAAAUCAGGCAUCGAGAUGACAAGCAAAGAGAUGAGCGUGCUGCAAAAGAUCGCAUGAACAGCAGGUCUGAUGAUAAGAACUUGAAGGAUGAUAAAGAUACCAUAGAUUUUAAACGAAAAAAAUAUAAACUUCAAGAUGGUGAUCGUGACCAUGAGCGAGAGCAUGAUCGUGAUUAUGAUCAUGAUAUUGAUGUUGAAAGUAAUCAUCAUGAUCGGGAUAGAGAUAGAGAUCGGGACCGUGAUAGAGAUCAAGACCGGGAGCGUGACCGGGAUUGGGAUCGGGAUCAUGAUCGUGAUUGGGAUCGGGAUAGAGACCGGGAACGUGAUCGAGAGCGUGGCCGUGACCGUGACAGAAAUCUGGACUAUGAUGAUCGAAUUGCAGCAAGAUACAAAGAGAGCAGGAGAAGGAAGAUAUCUCCUGAUGAUCAUGAGGAUUAUAGUGAUACUAAAUCUAGGGGUGUCAAAACCCUUUGUGUUGACAUGGAAAAGAAAUCAUCAAGCAACAGUAGAGUUGAGUCUGAUGCUGACAGGGGAAGGUCUCAAUCACUUCAAGGUCACCCAGACAACAAUACCAGCAGCAAUAGGAGGAGGGUUUCCCCCAACACCAGUUCUCAUGGGGUUGUAGAUGAUUACAGGCAAAUUAAACAGGAAGAACUAAAGCACAGGGAUGGCUUGAUAGAACAAAGGUCUAAAUCAAUUUCUUCUAGAGAGGUUAUUAAUUUGGCAGGAGCAUCAGAUAGAGCUUCCAAGUACAGAUCUGCCGAGAAGUCUACUAAAAUAGAUGAUGGCCAUAUUGGGGAGCUGUCUUUAGAAAGAUCUUCUAGUUCUAAAGCUUCCCCUAUGGGCAUGAUGGAUAGAUCUCCUUCAUCAAUGAGUCUGGAGCGCAGAUACAUGAAUAGGUCUGGUGUUAGACGGAGUCUUGACAUAGAAGAAUCAGGGAAGAGGAGCAGUGGUUCCAUGGGUGCAAGAGAUUUGCCUUAUGCUGAUGAGAGGUCUAGCCGUGAUAUACUUUUGGAGAAGUCUCUAGCUGAUGAGUUAACUUCAGUCGAUUCAUCCUUUUACGGUAGAAAUAGCCAAAGUAACUCUGCUUUGGUUCCUCCACCAUCUGCUUUCAGGGGUGGAGUUGGCAGCCCUUCCUUUUUGAGUUCCCUGGAAGAAGAUAGUAGAACUAACAGUGGUGCCCGCUACAAGAGGAGUGCUGAUCCCAAUAAGGGAAGAGGGCAAGGAAAUCCUUGGAGAGGUACUCCGAACUGGUCUUCGCCUAUGCCAAAUGGCUAUAUUCCUUUCCAACAUGGGCCGCCUCAUGGAGGUUUUCAAGCCAUGAUGCCACAGUUUCCAUCCCCCCCUCUAUUUGGAGUCAGACCCUCAAUGGAAAUCAACCACUCUGGGAUUCCUUAUCAUAUUCCUGAUGCUGACAGGUUUUCCAAUCAUCUCCGCCCUCUUGGAUGGCAGAAUAUGAUGGAUGGGUCAGGGCCUUCUCACUUUCACGGAUGGGAUAGAAAUAAUGGUGUAUUUAGGGAUGAAUCACACAUAUAUGGGGGAACAGAAUGGGACAAGAACAGGCAUCCAAUGAAUGGUCGAGGGUGGGAAAAUAGUGCUGACAUUUGGAAGGGACAAAAUGGUGAUGUAAAUAUGGAUUUGCCCUCAACAUCUUUGAAAGAGCAUUAUCCACUGCAGGCCCCUGUGGAGGAUGUUCCAGCUGGCCAGGAAGGUCAAAGGUCACAAAAUGAAGGUGAUUAUCAUGGGGUUCUGGCAAAGAUUGUUGAAACAAAGACAGCUGUUUCUCCUUCAGCCAAAGGAUCUUCUAAACCUUCACCUAAAAUUACCCAUGAGAAGAAACCUGAUCAUCCUAAAUUACCAAGUGAUGAUAAUGGUUCUCAUGUUUACCGUGCUUAUCUUUCCAAGCUGGACAUUUCAACUGAACUUACUGAUCCAGAGUUGCAUAAUCAGUUUAUGAGCUUGUUUAAUAUAGAACAGAGUGCUACUGCUGAUGAAGACGCUGCGAUGCUUGUAAAUUUGAAGGAUGGUGCAAGAGCAGUACCAAAAAGUUCUUAUACCUUGUUGAGCUCCUCACAUUUUCCCUCUGCAAGUGAUGCUGUUUUUCUGAAAGCAAUGGACAUUUAUAAGAGGCAAAAAGUAGGUUUGAGCUUGUCAAUGGCUAAUGGUGGAACAAUAGAUGCCAUUCCGACCUCCAAAAUGGGGGAGCUCGCACCUUCAAAUGAUGUGGACAUAGCAGAAGAGCCAGUUUUAGAUCAUAUUGCAGAAAUGUCUGACGUGCAGAUGUUGAAUUUAGACGGGGAGCAAGUUGAAGUUCAUGCUUCAGUUGCUAAUGAGGAAGAGAAUUCAGAAGUGGCUGGCAGUGCGGAGGUGGAUGUUAUGGCUCAUUCCCCUAACCUGAAGUUGGAAUCGGUCAGUCAAGCUCUUAGUAAUGAUAUCCCAGAAAAGCAGCCCAUGAUUAUUUUCAGUGAUGGUAAGGUAGAUGGGAUGUCGGGACUGGUGAAUGCAGAAGAUAAGCAAGGAGAUAUUGUGUCGGCUCCUGAUGAUGUGCCUAAUGCUGACCUAGUUCUAGCUACUACUGAUGGGCAAAACAAGGACGAGAAUGGCGAGAUCGAAGGUAGUGAUACUUUUAAUUGUGGUGAAGGGGGACAGGGUGUUAGAGAUGGAAUAUGUGGUCGUGUAUUAUAUUCGGAUGGUUCUCCCAAGGCAUAUGGGGCUUUGAUGCCUGGGUCAAAUGAGUCGGAGUCGGUAAUUUUAAGUCGGAUACAUCAUUCUCCUGAAAGUACACAUCCCAUGGCUUCCCCUUCUUCAUCAGUCCAAGCUUUGGGAGGCUCUGGGUCUGAGCUUUUAACUUUUGAGGACAUGGAGUCUCAUAACGUUGAUGUCAAUAAGCAGGUGACGAAGUUUGAAUGUUUGUUGAUAGUUGGAGCAGUUGCUACUGUCAAGUGGGAGGAACAAAAGAGAAACAAAGCUGUGGAGAUGGAUAAGCUACCUAGGCUUUUAAGGGGAAAGCCUUUGAAAAAGCAAGCAGUUUUUCUUGUUGGAGAAAAGGGGUUCAGCAACAAAGCCAGAGAGUUCAAGGGAGAAAAAUUACUGGAUGUUGCAAGCAAGAAGAAGGAUCUUCAUCAAUGGCGGUUCAACAUUGAGACUGAGCAAGAACUGAAUCAAAAGAAGAAUGAGGCAAGAAAAGCUACUGCACCAAAGAGAAGAAACAAAGAUGAGAACUGCAAUGCGUUACUUGAGAAUCAAGAAAGGAGAAAAAGGCACAGAAAGACAAGCUCAAAAAGCGAGAAUGGAGAUUUGAAGAGUUCAACGUCAUUGCCACAACCAAGCCUACCUCAAAAAUUCAAGAAACUGAUCCUCGAGAUGAAGGGUACUGAAGCAAAGUUGGUGAUCCAGAAGGCAAUAACAAACACGGACACGCAAGACAAUCAGGGGCGUUUAUCAAUGCCGAAGAAGCAAGUGUUAUGUGAAUUCUUGAAUGAAGAUGAGAAGGAAAAGCUAGAGAAAGAUAAACACUUGCAAGUGAAGAUCAUUGAUCCUAAUCUUGAAGUUAGUGACAUGAAUUUCAGGCAAUGGAAGCUGAGCAAACCCAAUGGGAGUCCUUCUUUAACCUAUGUGUUUCGCACUCACUGGAAUGAGUUUAAGAAGAAGAAUGGGUUAAAAGAAGAUGAUAUAAUUCAAGUAUGGUGUUUUAGAGUUGUUGGGAAGAUUUUGUUCGCUUUGGUGAAGGUUGAAGAAGGAUGUGAAAAUGGACAAUGAUCUGAAGAUGUGACU